Molecule: messenger RNA, 817 nt
Organism: Pungitius pungitius (ninespine stickleback)
Lineage: Eukaryota; Metazoa; Chordata; Actinopteri; Perciformes; Gasterosteidae
Product: ETS domain-containing transcription factor ERF-like
Exons: 6
Coding region: 39-800 (253 amino acids)
Biological process (GO): regulation of transcription by RNA polymerase II; cell differentiation
Cellular component (GO): nucleus
Molecular function (GO): DNA-binding transcription factor activity, RNA polymerase II-specific; sequence-specific DNA binding
Source: RefSeq, a predicted model, not a curated record
GACCGAAGGGAGCUUCCUCCUCUGCUGCUCCGGGCAAGAUGCAGUGCAGCUGCAGCUCCUCGGGAGGACACCUGCCAUCGCCUCACUGGAGCACAACAGUGCUCUUCCCGGACUGGGCCUACAAACCGGCCUGGUCGCCCGGCUCCCGGCAGGUGCACCUGUGGCACUUCCUGCUGGAGCUGCUGGGGCGGGGCGAGGGCGGGGCCAUCGGCUGGGGGGGGGAGUGGGGCGAGUUCGUCAUCCGGGACCCCGAGAGGCUGGCCAGGCUGUGGGGGGAGAGGAAGGGCAAGCCGCACAUGAACUACGACAAGCUCAGCCGGGCUCUGAGAUACUACUACAACAAACGCAUCCUGAACAAGACCAAAGGGAAGAGAUUCACCUACAAGUUCAACUUCAGCAAACUGAUCCUGGUCAACUAUCCGGGCUUCUCGCCUCCGGCGCCACCCGGCCGCCAUCAUCAGCUGGCGCGGGGCGGCCCCCUCCCCUUCCCCCUCCACCCGGUCUGCGGGGGUCUCCCUCCGUGUGGAGGAGCCGUCUCGGCGAGCAGCGCAGUGUUGGUUCCUCCCCCCCUCUUGCCCCCGUGCUGCCUCCCCAAGCCCAUCCCGACGCUGCGUGCUCUGCACGGCCCCGUCCCCUUCAUCUCCGCCGCCGCGCGUCAGGGGGCCGACCCGCACAAGAGCCCCACGGGGUGGGACCUGAACCACAUCAGUCAAAACCUGUUCGCCGGAUUGAAGCAGACCGGAAUUCAAGAAGAGGAGAGGAGGCUCGGGAGCUUCACGCGGACGGAGCGGGGAGAGUGAGGCGCAGGAGCAGACCC